Molecule: messenger RNA, 5892 nt
Organism: Trichobilharzia regenti
Lineage: Eukaryota; Metazoa; Platyhelminthes; Trematoda; Strigeidida; Schistosomatidae
Source: the annotation of a GenBank genome assembly
AUGUUUGGAACAUAUGGAUUAAUGAAAUUGAAAGGGCUGACAAUUUUAUUGAUUUUUGUUUUCUCCGAAACAGUCGCUUCUGUUAUAGGUGAAGUGGAAAAUGUGAAAGCAUGUUUUACCCAUAUGAAUAGUAUUGGAGGAUAUCCUAAAGAAGGUUCUUAUGAAGUGAUCAAAUUGAUCCUGGACCAGAACUGCACGCACAUUGUCGGAAAUCUAAUACUCACCGGUUUAUAUAGAAAAGCUGAUGGAUCAGAUCCAGAUCUGAGUUUCUUAAAAUCAAUUCAAGAAAUAUCAGGCUACCUGAUAAUUAUGCAUUCGAAUGUUAACCGUAUUCCUUUAUCGAAUCUACGUGUUAUAAGAGCUAAUAAUGGCGGGUAUAAAAUACAUGACGAUUUAGAUCCAGCAGCGCUGAUCAUACGAAAAAAUUACAAAGAUGGGGAAACUUUGAAGCACGUGGACUUGCGCAAUCUAAAGUCUAUUGUUCAUGGUAGUGUGUAUAUUUACGAUAAUCCUGGCCUCCAUUAUUUACACGAUAGCAUCUACUGGACUGAAUUAUUCGAAAGUGUGGGGGAACAGAAUUUUUUUAAUCAAAAUUUGAUUAAAACAGACAGUAAUAAUGAUAAAAAUGUAUCAAUAGACCUUCAUUUAUAUGAAUACAAUCCACAUGACCAUGAACCUGAACCAGUACCAACGACUGUAAAGUCAACCUGUUCUAGAUUUUGUCCGAAAAUAAACAACCAAACAUACUGUUGGGGUUCAUCUUUAACUGAGUGUCAACAUCAAUCCAAAUGUCAAAAUCUGUUGUGCAAUCGAUGUUUAAAAAUAGGAAAUUCAUCUACAUGUUGUCAUGAGCAAUGUCUAGGCGGGUGUACUGGUCCAUUAGCUUCACAAUGUGUGAGUUGUAAAGAAUACUAUAAUUCUGGAAUAUGUGUUGCACACUGUCCUUCCAGGACAGUAAUUCGUGAAGGAAAAUUAAUCCCUAAUCCAGAAGUCAAAUAUCGUCUUGGGAAUUUAUGCCUGUCAGCGUGUCCAGAGGGGUUUAUGAUUGAAGGUGAUGUAUGCGUAACUCACUGUUCUGCAGGAAGUAUGAGUACAGAUGGACGUGUAUGUAUUCCAUGUCAAGACAAAUGUCCAAAAUCCUGUAAAAUUGCUGAUAUAACAACGAAAAAUGGACGUAAAAUGACUAAUUUAGAUUUAAAAAGUUUGAAUCAGUUGGUUAACUGCACGAUUCUGGAGGGUAAUUUGAUCCUAACAAAGGAGUCAUUUUAUUCAAGUCCUGAUCUACCUGAACAUGUUCCGAUUACCGAUCACCGUCAACUAUGGGCACUGCAUUCAUUACGUGAAAUAACCGGUUAUGUUUAUUUGGAUUUAGAAUCAUUAGGUGACAGUCUGAGAAACUUCAGUUUUCUUGAAAAUCUCGCAAAAGUUGGUGGUUAUCUGCCGUCUGCACGGGUCAGUAUGAUGAUCAUGAAUAGUAGAGCAUACUUUCCAGGACUACGAAGUUUAAGACAAGUUCCACAUGGUAGUAUUAUAUUUCAUAAGAAUCCAUAUUUGUGCUACUUACAAACUCUUCCUUGGGUGAAUUCAGCGCAUAAAAACAUCUCUGGUACACUGAAUCAAACAAGCUCUAUGCAAAUUACCAUCAUCGAUGGUCCCAGUGGAAAUUAUUGCGAAUCUUUUGGCCAUAUAUGCCAUCCUGCAUGUAAAGAAGAAUAUGGAUGCUGGGGACCAGGGCCGAAUCAGUGUGUACGUUGUGCCUAUCGUAGAGCAGGAUUGCAUACAUGUGUUCGAUCAUGUAAUGACCUGCCAGGAUAUAUGUCAGAACAAUGGGAAAUUAAACUGAACAAGGAUGAAAAUAAGAAGUAUUCCAAAGAGAUUUCAGAUGAAACUUCAGCUUUAAGUUAUUAUUAUACACCUGAUGCUGAAAAUGUUUGUAUUCCAUGCCAUAAAGAAUGCGGAAAAUCCUGUACAGGGCCUGGAGCCCAUGAGUGCAUCGGGUCGUGCAAAACAGCUUGGUCAGAUGGUCAGUGCGUCUCAGAAUGUCAGCCCAACACUUAUUUAAAUAUGGACAGAAGAAUUUGUGAACCAUGUCAAACUCAUUGCCAUCAGCGUCAAAUCACAAAGCAGCCUGUAUGCACAGGUCCUGGUCGACAUCCAGGGAAAGGAGGAUGUAAUAAAUGCGAGAAGUUUAUAAUUCAGUCUCCCUUCAAUCAACCGAAUAAAGAAAUUACGGAUUUGUCAUCUAUGUCUGCUGCUGUUAGCCUGCUAUGUGUCAGAGGUGAUUGUCCGCCUGGAACUUAUCUGACAACUGAAAUAAUCCAACCAAACACUCUGUUUGCAAAGUACGCGGAAACCUUCACCAGUGUCGCUGCUGUAUGUCGACCGUGUCAUCCAAGGUGCCCAGUAUGUACAGCACACAGCUUACUAAGAGCCAGUGAACAGCGUCUGGGUUGUCUCCAGUGCAACGGAUAUUGGCUCAGAGACACAUGUGUAGAACAUUGUCCCACAGAUCAAACGUAUUCCCUUUGGAUUAAUUAUAAUGAAGGUAUAACUCAGGAAGUCUCACAGAAAAGCGUAAGUUUAAACGGAAUGACUCCAAAAGAUAAUGGUGUUCAUAUACGACAUCUCAAUGGACGUUGUUUAGCUUGUCAUGAACAAUGUCAUGCUGGAUGCUGGGGUCCUGAACCAGAUCAAUGCAAUCACUGUCUCAACGUCAAGGUACCAGUGAGGUUCUUGUCCAAAAAUCUAACUGAAAUUUACGGUAUGAUACAGACGGAAGAAGAAAGACCACUAGCUGAAAUGAACAGUAUGAAUUUACACAUGUAUCAUGGAAAGUUUAUUUGUCUACCACGGUGUCCAGAGGAACUUAAACAUCAUAUUGACAAUAUACCUGAAAUGGAUGGUGAAACCAUUUGUCAUUAUAGUGAUUAUUUAAGUGAUACUGAUAGUCAUUUGCUGAUUCAGGAUAAUUUAUAUCCAUUUCAAUACUUUGACAACUAUGUUCAAUCCAACACUGGUCAACAGUCUCAGCAGGAUGCCCCUGGAGUUCUCAUUGGGUUCAGGAAGUCCUCAUCGACAUUUUCAUCUGUAAAUGGUAGUAUUAUGCAUCGUAAAUUAAAAAAUGAUCCAAUCAUACUAAUCAUGAUACCAUUAUGCAUUACUUUACUAAUAUUUGCAACGCUUAUAUUUAUAUGCUACCGUUAUCACUCUAAUCAUCGGUACAUUAAAAAAUAUGAGCACAAUCCAUUAAUAUUGUUGAAAUUGUUGUUUUGUCCAAUAUCGUUUAUUUCCCAACGUUUUGGAUCCAAUAUAAUCGAAUACAAAUACAAGAAGGGCAGUUUAAUUAACAGCUCACCUUCAACAAACUGUCCUCACAGUACUGGCAGCAAUGAAAAUGGAAUGAACACAAACCAGACGCAAAACAUAUGUCAGGAGGAUAGUGUGCUAAGGAGAUCUAGCUUAACGGGAUCUCAUCGUUAUCCAAAUCAGAUUGUGAACGGUCAGAAGGCACCAAAUCUUGGUAGGUUAAUUAUGAUCAACUUAGAUGAUCUUUGUUUAAAUGAGAAGUCAGGUCCCUUGGGCACAGGUGCGUUUGGCGCAGUCUAUCAAGGUAUAUGGAAAGUGAGACAGACUGAUUAUCCUAAUCUACCAAAUUUAAAUCAUGUUCUUGAAGCGACCAGUGAAGAAGAGUUAAUGUUUAAAGUUAACGCACAAAAAAACAAUGCCAUCCUCACUAGUUCGACAAACUCUCCGACAACAAAACAAACGGGACCGACUGUUACUCAAGAAAGUGGAAGUAACACGUUAGAUGCUGAAAAAACACCUAGUAAUAUGAAAAAAGAUGUUCAUUCAGUGCCCAGUGAAGAUGAUGUUAAAAGUCACAGCAGUGGAAGUAGUUCCCAAACAACUGACAAGGCUAAUAAAGACUAUAAACUACUCUGCGUUGCUGUUAAAAUUUUGAAUGAAGUUCGAGGAUCUAGUGACCUGCAAGCACUGUUGGACGAAGCUAAAGUGAUGGCGUCUGUAUCUCACUAUCACUGCCUCCCACUGCUUGGUAUAUGUUUAUCUCAGUCAAGGAAAUGCUUAGUCUCCGCUUACGUGGUCAAUGGAAGUUUAGAUCGUUAUUUGAGACUCCAUGCACCAGACAUCAGUUCAUUACUUCUUCUGGAUUGGGCAUCACAGAUUGCUGAUGGUAUGGCAUAUUUACAGUCACGAGGGAUUAUUCAUCGGGAUUUGGCUACUCGGAACGUUUUGGUAACGUCACCAGACCACCUACAAAUUACAGAUUUCGGUCUAGCUAAAAUGCUUGAAAGUGAAGAAGAGGCGAAACGUAAUGAAGUAAUUGUUUGCUCCGGUCGUGUACCCAUUAGAUGGUUAGCCUGUGAGACGCUGACUCAUCGAAUCUAUUCAUUUAAAACAGAUGUUUGGGCAUACGGUGUCACUAUAUGGGAGAUAUUCACUUUCGGUGACAAACCGUUUGACCGUAUUGAAACAGCUAACGUGAAAGAUCAUGUUCUGGCUGGCGGACGUCUUCCACAACCUGAUAUAUGCACACUUGAAUUAUACCAGGUUAUGUUAAACUGUUGGAAUGAAAAUCCUGAUGCCAGACCGAGUUUCGUGGAACUAUACAACAUGUUUAAAGACUUCGCACUACAACCUCACCUUUAUCUUUAUUCCAGAAAUGAAAGCAGUUCCAACACUGAGGUGUACAGCAGUACUGGAGGAGACACAAGAAGCCGUGCUACCAUUUACCCAACUGCAAGGUUUUCAGGCGAACGUUUUCGACAGUCUAACCAAGCAGUUCCAUCGCUUCAACUGGUGAAAAACAGGAAUUCUAGUUCGCCAUUACAGAAUUCAAAUUCAGGUAAUGGACUAACAAAUCGACGAUUUGGUGCUAAUAGACGUGUACGUACUAGUUUGUUAUUACCCCCAACAGUCUUGCAAGCAAACCGUUCAGGUAAAUAUCCACGACAUAAACGACGUAGUAUAGGCGGCCGGACAGACUACACAAUGUCGACCUCAGUAAGUAUGAACUCUGGUAUAGGUGAGCGAUGGAGUCACUCAUCAUUUGCCACACAAAGUCAUCCAACACUUGUUAAAGUUGAUGAGGUGGGUGGGGCAGGAAAUACUAGCCACAAUUUUAAAAUCAACAACACAGCCUCUGGGACUAAUCGAAAUAAUGAGCAAUAUAAUGCCGGUCUUUUUUCAACAGAUUCAUGGGCAAGUAGUGGACAACCCUUGUUGUCAAGUGACCAAGAUAGUUCACUAAGUCAUCUGAUGUUAUCGAACUUCGGCUAUACGAGUAGUGAGAGUAGAAGUAGUAUGCUAGUUAGCUCACCAAGUCAAAAUAUUCAGAAUACCUCAUCAUGCUCUUCAAAUCCAACUGAUUCAAGAAAUUCACAACAUCCAUCUGCAGGCGAACCUAUACCUAAUACUCACAGAACAGGAUCUGAUGGAAGAAAUAAUCUCCCAGUUAGUACAUCUUUUGAGGCUGCAGCUGGAUAUGUGUGGCCUCAGUGGCCUGAUGCCAUUCCCAAUCCAGAUCAAAUUAAUUCAGAUCAGGUGAAUUCUGGUGAAACGUCAUAUAUUUCUGCUACAGUCGAUGCAGACACCGAAAACAAUCUCCCUUUUCUUAAUCGUCAGCUAUGGCUUCGACGUAACGCUCGUCAAAGACGUUAUUACCUUAGGCAACUCCAACUCCACAGAAGUGUUGCAGAUUCUAGUUUAGCUGAACAAGCUGGGGAAGAUGCCGCAGAAGAAAAUUCAAACUGGGCAGGAUCAUCAAGGCCAAAUCAAAACGAUCUGGACGCCUCACAAGAAGACAGUGACACAGAUCAAGGUUCAGCUGAUCGAUACUGGCCUGAUCCAACAUGUUCCUCACAAAAUGCAUAA